GAGACGCAUCAUUUCAUGUUAUAGUGAGUUUUUAUAGAACAGAGAUGUUUCAGUGUUCUUCUGAGCAGGAUGAGAUGGUUGUAGUUCUCUAUGAGAUUGCAGAUGAUGUUGAAGGUCACGACCCCGACACUGAAGACACUGAAGCAGUGAAACGACCAGAAACACAACACACAGGAGGCGACACUGCAUGGAGCAGGUGUUACAGACUGACUGUAGUGUGUGUGGUGCUGCUGUGUGUUCUCCUGCUGACUGCCGUCACACUGCUGUGGAUCAAAUACAACAUUCUGUAUACAGAGAGAGACCAGUUACAGACCCAGUACAACAACCUGACUAUAGAGAAAAAACUGUUACUAAGGACAUUUUUUGUUUCGUAUAAAUGGACAAGUUUUAGCUCCAGUAUUUACUUCAUGUCUACUGAGAAGAAGAAGAACUGGACUGAGAGCAGACAGGACUGCAGGGACAAAGGAGCAGACCUGCUGAUCAUAAACAGCACAGAGGAACAGGAGUUCAUCAGUAAACAGCUAAACAGCUCUGUGUAUUGGAUUGGUCUGAGUGACAGAGAUACAGAGGGAGAGUGGAAAUGGGUGGACGGUACAACACUGACCACUGAGUUCUGGGGUUCAGGGGAACCGAGUAAUUCAAGUGGAGGUAAAGAUGAGGACUGUGUUGAAAUUUAUUUUUAUUCAAAUAGGUACAUCUGGAAUGACAAUAAAUGCUCUGAGUCACUACACUGGAUCUGUGAGACACGUCUUUCUCAGUGACAUUUAUUAUGUUAUAAUAAAGUGUUUAGAUACACAUUUAGAAUACAUACAGUAUAAAAGACAGUAUG
This is a messenger RNA of Clarias gariepinus (North African catfish), 829 nucleotides long. Its product is annotated as CD209 antigen-like protein E. Gene Ontology annotation, biological process: biological process involved in interspecies interaction between organisms. The coding region runs from base 45 to 761 and encodes 238 amino acids. Gene Ontology annotation, cellular component: external side of plasma membrane. The transcript has 5 exons. The record is from RefSeq and is a predicted model, not a curated record. Gene Ontology annotation, molecular function: fucose binding; D-mannose binding. NCBI's taxonomy places the organism in Eukaryota, Metazoa, Chordata, Actinopteri, Siluriformes, Clariidae.